Molecule: messenger RNA, 5798 nt
Organism: Xenia sp. Carnegie-2017
Lineage: Eukaryota; Metazoa; Cnidaria; Anthozoa; Malacalcyonacea; Xeniidae
Exons: 15
Coding region: 193-5118 (1641 amino acids)
Biological process (GO): signal transduction
Molecular function (GO): protein binding; ADP binding
Source: RefSeq, a predicted model, not a curated record
GAUCAAGAUUGCCCACAGUAUUUACAUAUAUCGAUUGUAUAUACGAAACAACAACAGAAUUCUUGGCUGCCAAUGAUUAAUCCGAAAAAAGCGUACUAUAAGUAUGUAUUAAAGCCAUUGUAUAAUGAUUAGCUUACGAAUGGCGAAUGUUCUAUACUCGUUUCUGAUCAUACAGCACAGUGGACGAUCAUAAUGGCAAGAAGCCGCGAAACUACAGUAGUGAGUAUCGUUCCGAAUGAUAGUCUUCUUUGGGAUAUUGCUGAAAAGAUAGGUCCUCAAUGGAAAGAUCUUGGUAGAAAGUUGGAGAUACCAGAAGCAAUAUUAAGCAAUAUCAACCAUGACCAUAAUAGAGUCGUGGAAAUGGCGAAUGAAAUGCUUUUAACGUGGAAGAGAAACAAAGGAAAAAAUGCUACUGUCCAAAACUUAGCUGGUAAAUUAGCCGACAUGGGCCGUCGAGAUGUUGGGGAAAAUAUACAAGACGAACGCGAAAGAAUUGAAAGAGGGGGUCGCCAGCAGCUUGAUGUAAUGGAAAUUAUUGAUGAGAUAGCAAGUAAGGAUUGGAAAAAUCUGGGUAGGAAGUUGGAAAUACGAACUUCGGAAUUGGAGAGGAUAGAAGAUGAUUUUUUAUCUGUGAAGGAGAAGUCAUCUCAAAUGUUGUUACAAUGGAAAAAGGAAAAAGGAAGAGAUGCCACGACGAAGAAUUUGGCUGAUGCCUUAAUUGCUAUUGGUCGUCGAGAUGUUGCAGAAAAAUUGCUCCAAGUAAAAGAAAAGAAAGGCCCGAAUCAGGUCAGCCAGAGAAGAACAAAAGUUCCAUUUGGCUUACGUGAAUUGCCCAGUGAUAUGGUUCAGCGGCCAUCAGUUGUGAAUGACAUUAUAAAGAAAUUGAAGUCGAAAAGUAAUAAGGUGGGACUUGUAGGCGUUCGUAGAAGAGACAUACUGAGUAUUCGCGGUAUGGGAGGACUUGGAAAAACUGUAUUAGCGCAGGCUGUUGCUUGGAAUGAGUCAAAGCAGCAUCAUGUAAUUUGGCUUGAUAUUGGACAAAAUCCAGACUGCUUAAGUCUUCUAAAUAUACUUAUCCAAGAACUGGGUGGAGCAGCAACUUAUAGUAACGAAAGUGACGCGCAAUCUUGGUUGAGAGAAAAUACGAUUGACAAAGAUUGCUUUCUUAUUCUUGAUGACGUAUGGAAUAUGAAACACGCUAGUUUGUUUGAUUGCUUAUCUGGGAGUUGUCAACUGCUGAUUACGACACGAGACGCAGACGUUGUUCGUGGCUUAAAAGGCAUUGAAAUAUACGAACUGCAAAUAAUGCCGAAAGAUCAAUCUCGCCAGCUUUUGUACAAUGGGGCGCAGGUUUCUACUGAUGAACAAUCGACGCUUUCUGUCAAAUUACAAAGAAUAGUAGAAGAACUGUUAGAGCAAUGCCGUGGACUCCCACUUGCCUUGUCGAUCAUCGGUGCCACUUUAAUAGGUACUCGCGCUGAGCAGGAUUGGCUAGACACUUUAGAUGAACUUAAAAGUGCAAACUUACAACAACUAAGUAUUAAGUCUGAAGAGGAUCUCUUACAUGGUGAAUAUCAAUAUACAAAUGUCUCGGCUGCUAUUGAUGUCAGUUUAAAACGGCUCAACCAAAAGAAACCAGAAUAUGAAGAAAGGUUUUUCGAUCUCGCCAUUUUUCCAGAGGAUACCGACAUCCCAUCAGACAUUCUUGAACUCUUUUGGUCAUCUGAGAGCAUUCCAGGCCGAAAUGCAUGUAGUGCCAAAGAAACAAGAAACAUUUUGCGUUUACUUGAAAGAAAAUCACUCUUACAAAAAGGACCUGUGAUGGAAGAGAAAACUAGCUAUCGUGUCCAUGAUCUAGUGCUGGAUUAUGCUCGCGAAAAACUACGAAGCGAAGAUCCUUCCAAGAAAAGAUCGGUGGAGGAUGUUCAACGUCAGUUCCUUCACGCCCUACGUGAACAAUGCACGAACCGCGAAUGGCCGCGCUAUAAUGGUAAAAGAGACUAUUUUUUCAGAUAUUUACCAUACCAUCUUCAUUCGUCAAAGCAGUAUGAAGAGCUCCAACAGCUAUUUUUCAACUUCCAUUGGCUUCAACAAAAAGCAAAAGAAACUAAUCUGCCAUCUUUGAUAUCCGAUUUUCGAUUUCUUGAACACCCCUCGUACGAAAUCAAACUCCUUAAAUCGUCGUUAAUGUUGUCCGCUGAUGUAAUCGAAAGCAGUCCAAAUUCACUUGGUACUCAAUUGCUUGGAAGGCUGCUUUCUCAUGCAGAGCAGUUUCCAGGAGUAAAAAUGCUUUUAGGUCGUGCAAAUGAAAUUUGCUCCACCACUUGCCAUCUCGUUCCGUUAUUUUCAUGUUUAUCGGACCCCACAGGUCCGUUAAUAAAGAUAUUCAGAAAACACCGUGACAAAGUUUUAGCGUUGGUUACCACUGUAGGUCCUUCUGGAUUAAUUGUGAUCUCAGCAUCCAAAGACUGCCUGAUCAAAGUGCAUGAACUGGAGACUGGUAUGGAGUUAGAAGUGCUCCGAGGACAUACUAUGGCAGUUUACUGCCUCGCGUUGUCGCACUGUGGAACAAAGCUUGCGUCGGGUUCUUAUGAUUCUACGACCAGACUUUGGAACUUAGACACAUAUAAAUUGCUAUUUACCAUGGAAGCUGAAGGAGGAUUUGUCAAUGCACUGGAUUUUAGCAUUGAUGACAAACGUCUUUUUACUGGUUCAAACGAUGGGAAUUUGCGAAUAUGGGAUGUAGCUAAUGGGAAACUAUUAGCUAAGACACAAGCACAUGAAACGAAUAUGCAUAUUCGAGGCUUAUGUACCACCAGAGAUGGCCGUAUGAUAGCGACCGGUUCACUUGAUUAUAAUGUCAAAUUAUGGGAUGCUUCUACAUUAAGUCACCUAGUGACAUUAAAAGGACACACAGACACCGUUUAUGCCGUAGCAGCUACUUACGAUAGUAAAAUGAUUGUUUCUGCCUCUGGUGAUAAAACUUUAAAGAUCUGGAAUUUGCAGUCAUUUCGCGAACUGCGAACAUUAAAGGGACAUCAAGGAGAAAUAUUCAGUGUUGCUGUAAGCAGUGACUCUAAGCAUGUAGUUUCUGGAGGAAAAGACAUGCACUUACGAUUGUGGUGCUUACAAACAGGAAGAUUACUUUUCUGUUUUAAAGGACACAGCCAAUCUAUCAGAUCUGUUCUUAUAAUUUCGAAUGGUAGAAAGGCGCUAACUGGCUGUCAAGAUAAGACUUUCUGCAUGUGGGACCUGGAUACAAAUAAACAAAUCAACGACAAUUCGUUUCGUGGUCAUUGUGAAGAUGUAAUGGACAUUGCAGUCACACAAGAUGGCUUGAACUGUGUUUCGUCAUCUAGGGAUGGAACAAUAAAAAUCUGGAAAUGUGUCAAAGCUGAGGAGCGUUUUACUUUGAGAGGACAUACCAAAAAAGUAAUAAAUGUUUCAAUCUCAAAUGAUAGCCGUCAUGUUGUUUCGCUUGGAAAGGACUCUUUGAUCAAGGUUUGGAGCUUGCUCAACGGCAGAGAAAUUUGCGGAAUCAGUGGCGAUAAGCAAUCACGUUUAGUGCGUUUUAAUUUCAACGGCGAGCUUGUUCUUAUUGGCUGCAAAGAUAAUCACAUAUUUGUUUGGGACUGGCACAACCACGAUGUCCCUAAACGCGUCAUGCUGCCAACAUUCACAACUGUGGAGAUUGCAUGGGAAAAUAACAUCGUUUAUACCUGCAGCAGAAAAAACGAAAUUUGUCAAAUCGAUAUGGAGACACUUAAAGUAUCCCCUGUCACUCAAGGUCCUAACACAAGUUGUAGCAAAUGGGUUAUUUUACCGAAAGGCGAAGCUAUUCUCGCCGGCAUUUUAAGAGACAGUGUAUUCAUAUACUGGGAGUUAUCGUCUUGGCGUGAAAUCAUAUAUAAAGCUGACCAUCCUCAAGACUCCAUCAUCACAGCAAUUGAUAUUACCAGUGAUGGAAAAUUUGCUUUGACAGGAAGUAGUUUAGGUACUAUUUCACUGGUGAAUCUUGGAACCUCUAAAGUGGUGCAGAAGUUUAAUAACACGGAAUCUGGUGAAGGUGUACGUUUGAUUAGCAUGUUGCCAAAUGAUCUCAGUUUUAUCAUAGUUGACAAGGCAAAUCGAGUGGAACUAAGAAAUUUCAGCAACAGCAGUGAAAAAGUGCCACUAGGUCAACCUGUGGCAAAAGUUAACUGCGUGGCACCUCUUGGCUUGCAAUACAUGCUGCUUGGUUGUGAAGACGGAAUUCUGUUGUUUUUUCAUCAUCAAAAGAACACUCGUACUGAAUAUAGAAAAUCUGCUUUUAAAGAAUCUGUGACCCAAGUUCAAGGUCACCCAAAUAAAGAAUAUCUUUAUUUUGCCGCCGGAACACAAUGUGGAUCAGUAAAACUUUGGUUGGUUACAAAAUCUACUCCUCCAGAAUUGAUCGAAAUCUGGUCACACGAUCAAGUUCACCAGUAUCCAAUAACAGCUUUGGCUUUCGCGCAUGGAGCAGAAGACGUUCUAUGUGGUUCUUAUGAUAACUUUGUGGUCCAUAUGAACUCCACCGGAGUCGUCCGCACGUACAGUUACAAGAGUUAUGGCAUUGCAGCGCUUCGUGUUGUAGAAAAGAUGCUUGUUGCUGUAUACACACAUAAAUUUAGUGUAGUAGAAUGGCGUCUAAGUGAUGGCCAUAUUGUAAAAGAUGUUCGCAGUGACGAGGGUGGAGAACAGAUAGCACGUGCAUACUUUGCAGUCGGGGACUCGGGUGAUUAUGGGCAAUCAACUGAUACUUGUCCUAAACGUGUUGUUUCAAAGGGGUCUCAUGAUUCUCUUUUGUACUGGGAACUACAAACAGGCAAAAUUAUUCAUUGCAUGCAUGGCCACUCUCAUGAUAUUCGUGCUUUGGCGUUCAUUCCUGGAGGAGAUUUUUUGCUUUCCGGCUCACGCGACAAAACGCUGAAAUUGUGGAAUUUGAAAAAUGGACAAUUGAUGGAGGAGUUCCAUUUUGAGCAUUAUGUUCUCGCGAUUGCCUGUGCUAAAAAUGGAACUGCUUGUGUCGGAUUACAAGGAGGGCAGGUUUGUUUCUUGCGCAUCAAAACGUUAGCAGCAAAUGCUCAAAAGAAUUUAUGAAAAAAUUGUUUUAAACAACAAUAUGUUGUAUAUCAUUGUAUAAUCUUAAUAGAUCAGAUUACUAAUAUAAAUGGAUCUAAAAUAUACAUGUUAGAUGCAGCUCAAAUUUUUUCUCCAGCUGUUUCUUUUUCAUUUAACAUACGCAAAGGAAGCAGUGGUAAAAUAUUGGGCUAUUAGUAUGGAAGUAAUAACUUUAGACGGUUUUCUCUCCAACUAAUUAAUUCAUGACAAUCAUCAACAUUUCACUUAAAAAUGCGUCGAAUUUUUUUUCAUGGUAUCCUUGAUAAAGAGCUGGGAUUUUUUAACUUCAAAAAAUGAUUAUUAUACGCUUUUGGCUUUGAACAUUUUUUAUUUUUGAUUGAUAUCAAAGUCAAAUGGUUGUUAUCCUUUCACUUGUAUACAAUCCUCCCCCGUCCCACUAUACAUAUAGGUAUGGUGGUUUGUAUAUGAUUAUAUCUUUUACUUUAGUCUCAUUAUUACUUUAACUACUGCGAUCACUACUACUACUACUCUAUAAAUUCGUAUAAAAUGUAUUUAUACUUAUCUUAUUUCAUUAAUGUAAAUAUAGUAUAGUUAUCAUUUAGCAAAUAGCCCGUCUUAGGGAGAUCUCAUUUAGAUUAAUAUCUUUAAUAAUAUUGAAUAAUAAUUAAUAAACACUUAAAAUACGUGGUUUUGAGAAA